Physella acuta is the source of this 462-nucleotide messenger RNA. RefSeq lists its product as uncharacterized. The record is from RefSeq and is a predicted model, not a curated record. Lineage: Eukaryota; Metazoa; Mollusca; Gastropoda; Physidae.
AUGCUUAAACUGAUGCUGUACAACAACCGGAUGCUGUACAACAACCGGAUGCUGUACAACAACCGGAUGCUGUACAACAACCGGAUGCUGUACAACAACCGGAUGCUGUACAACAACCGGAUGAUGUAUAACAACCGGAUGCUGUAUAUCAACCGGAUGCUGUACAACAGCCGGAAGCUGUACAACAACCGGAUGCUGUAUAACAACCGGAUGCUGUAUAUCAACCGGAUGCUGUAUAACAACCGGAUGCUGUAUAUCAACCGGAUGUUGUACAACAACCGGAUGGUGUAUAACAACCGGAUGCUGUAUAACAACCGGAUGCUGUAUAUCAACCGGAUGCUGUACAACAACCGGAUGCUGUACAACAACCGGAUGCUGUACAACAACUGGGGGCUGUGCAACAGCCGGAUGCUGUACAACAACCGGAGGCUGUACAACAGCCGGAUGCUGUACAUUCCAUAA